AUGGCUAGCCACCCCCCCAUCUCUCGACUUCAGGACGUGGCACCCUACGCGUCCAUUAUCAAGAGAUUCGAAAUCAACCGAAGUCGUGCCAAGGUCGUUCUGGACCUUGACGCGACUUUUGCGAGAGGAUCGUUGUCGAAAGUCUUUGUUGGCACCAUCUACGUUAAUGGCCAGGCGCCAUCCAAGGUGGUCGCCAAGUUCCUGCAUGCUGGUCCAGAGUAUCCACAGUCCCAGCUGUUCUUGGCUAGCGAAGUAUCCACGGUUAGCCAUCUGAUCCAUCCCAACGUCGCCCGGUUUCACGGACUCUGGUGGCAAACAGAGUUCCCUGCAAGUUUUAUACACCCAGGCAUUGUCGUAGAGUUCGUCGACUACGAUUUGUUGGAGUACACCAAGGCCCGUCCGGGAGAAAGGAUACGCGUUUUGAGGGGCGGGGUGCUUGCUCUUCAGUACAUCCAUCAGCAAGGCAUCACACACGGAGAUGUCCACCCGGGAAACAUCCGUGUAGAUGCCAAAGGAAACGCCAAAGUGAUCGACUUUGGCUUGGCCCAGAUUCAAAAUAUGGGCGGCUUUCCAAGGAUCGACGGAGGGCGCAACCCGCGUUACUGCGCACCUGAGAUUUUUGGCUCCGACGAAGAGGAGGAGCCACAAUGGGGUGGCGGCUCGGAAGUGGACAUAUGGGAAGCAAAGCCGAUCGCAUCUAGUUCGGAUGUGUUCGCGUUUGGGAUGGUAUUUUUGGAGGUGAUGGCUGGGGUACCUCCGUACACCUAUGAAUAUCCUCCGAACCGGCCAUACCAUGAGCUGUGCUUCGCUGUGGCGAGAGGGGAGAGGCCACGGUUGGAGCGGUAUGCUGGUCUCAGUAACCGGCAGAAGGGGGCCUUGCAGAGGAUGUGGGAGCAGGAUCCGAGUGCAAGGCCGACAAUGAGCCAGGUUGUCGAUAUGGAUUCUCCCCUUUGGUCAUGA
Molecule: messenger RNA, 960 nt
Organism: Coprinopsis cinerea okayama7#130
Lineage: Eukaryota; Fungi; Basidiomycota; Agaricomycetes; Agaricales; Psathyrellaceae
Product: TKL/TKL-ccin protein kinase
Exons: 6
Coding region: 1-960 (319 amino acids)
Biological process (GO): protein phosphorylation
Molecular function (GO): ATP binding; protein kinase activity
Source: RefSeq, a predicted model, not a curated record